Messenger RNA from Kuraishia capsulata CBS 1993, 594 nucleotides. RefSeq lists its product as uncharacterized. Gene Ontology annotation, molecular function: GTPase activity; GTP binding. The record is from RefSeq and is a predicted model, not a curated record. The transcript has a single exon. Gene Ontology annotation, biological process: small GTPase-mediated signal transduction. The coding region runs from base 1 to 594 and encodes 197 amino acids. NCBI's taxonomy places the organism in Eukaryota, Fungi, Ascomycota, Pichiomycetes, Pichiales, Pichiaceae.
AUGCAUCCAGUUGCCGAUAUCAGAAAGAAGCUCGUCAUCGUUGGUGACGGUGCCUGUGGUAAGACAUGUUUGUUGAUUGUCUUCUCCAAGGGUGCUUUCCCAGAGGUGUACGUUCCAACUGUCUUUGAGAACUACGUUGCCGACGUUGAGGUCGACAGCAGAAGAGUCGAGUUGGCCCUCUGGGAUACCGCCGGUCAGGAAGAUUACGACAGAUUGAGACCUCUGUCAUACCCUGACUCCAACGUCAUUCUUAUCUGUUUCGCCAUCAACUCUCCUGACACGUUGGACAACGUCCAAGAGAAGUGGAUUUCUGAAGUCUUGCAUUUCUGCCAAGGUGUUCCAAUCAUCCUUGUUGGCUGCAAGUUGGAUCUUAGGGAUGACCCAAAGACUAUUGAGCAUCUCUCCAGCAUCAAUCAGUCUCCAGUCUCAUCUGCCCAGGGCCAAGCCGUUGCAGAGAAGAUUGGCGCCAUCAGUUAUUUGGAGUGUUCUGCUAGACAGAACAGAGGUGUUAGAGAAGUUUUCGAGAAUGCCACCAGGGCCUCGUUGAUGACCAAGGAAAAGAGAGAGCGUAAGAAGAAGUGUUUGAUCCUCUAA